Microdochium trichocladiopsis is the source of this 1331-nucleotide messenger RNA. RefSeq lists its product as uncharacterized. The record is from RefSeq and is a predicted model, not a curated record. The coding region runs from base 145 to 1260 and encodes 371 amino acids. NCBI's taxonomy places the organism in Eukaryota, Fungi, Ascomycota, Sordariomycetes, Xylariales, Microdochiaceae. The transcript is spliced from 2 exons.
AUUCGUGACGUUGUGCGCCUUGGCACACCGAAACAUCUUCGGUCGCAUACAUUUCAGUCACGUGCUGCCAUCUAGGCCUGCGCUUUUUCAGGGCCGUUACUGUUCACUUUUUGCUAGCCACCACUCGUCCAAACGAAUUUGAGGAUGAUCCAAGUCGCUAUGGAUGGUUCAUCCAGCUCUGAACACAAGCUUCCUUCCACAACGGGGGAAGCACCUUCUCCUGUCAAGAUGUCGCCCUACUCCGACGUCGUUACCCUCUACUUCGCAGAUCAGGUCCUAGUUGUUCAUAGAUUCGUCCUCGAAAAGGCGCCAAAGCUACAUGAUAUGGUGUCCACCCGGACUCAACACCGAAUCUCCGACAUCUCGGGUGCGGCAGGCCACAUCCUUAUCAACUACUUAUACAAAGGAUUGUAUGAGAUGCUUCCCUUGCUUGAGUAUGAUCGCACCACGGCAGAGCGACGCAUCAACAUGCUACAGUGCAGCUUCGAGGUAUACGAGGCUGCCAGGAAGUACCAGAUCCAUGAUCUUGCAAAAGAGGCGACAAUUGAUAUAGAAGGUCGCACCGGCGACCUCGAACCCUCCGAAGUCCUGGCGGUCCUCAAACAGGCUUGCCCACUACCAGAUACAAGUGAUGUCUGGCUGCGGGGUUAUAUGAGGACCCUGCUUGAUAUCGCUUAUACUAGCAUCGAGGCCUUCCUUGCGUCGGACAUCAUGGCCCCUGAGAACUGCGAGAGGACUAUCUCGAUCACGGAGAUGCUUCUGCGUACCAUGAUCAGUUCGACCAACGAAAAGCACGAGCUGGAGAGACAGGUACGGGAAGCCGCAGAAGCUGCAGAAGCAAGACGGAAGGCCGCAGAAGCUGCAGAAGCUGUAGAAGCAGAACGGAUGGCUGUAGAAGCAGAACGGAUGGCUGUAGAAGCAGAACGGAUGGCUGCAGAAGCAGAACGGAUGGCUGCAGAAGCAGUACUGGACGCCAUAGAACCAGAACUGGAAGCGAAUCCGGCGGAACAGCAGGGACUGAUCGACGACUUGCGUGCUGAGCGAGCACAAUUAUUGAAAAGGAAGGAGAAAAAGGGUAGAUUACUGAAGAGGGACAAGGCUAGACUCAGAGAGCUCGACGUCUGGCUUCUAUCCACCAAGGGCGAGUACGGCAUUGAAUGCGAACCAGAGCCAGAAUCCGAACAGCCAGGACUGCAACCAGCAUUGGAAGUAGAACCAGACCCAUGGAGACCAGCAUUUCCUGAGCCUGGAAACUGUUAGUAUGCCGGUGUAGUGUAGCUUAGUCACAUGUGAAGUUUGCAGCACAAGUUUGAGAUUUUCAAGUCCACUGA